AUGGCCGAAAUGAUAAGUGGGGUACCUCUGUUCCGAGGUCGGGACAACAACGAUCAGCUAACUCAAAUUCUGAGGGUGCUUGGCACACCCGAUGAAGUUACUUUGAGACGGAUUCAAACCGAAUCGAUCUUAACUGAUUUCGUAUCCGCGCAUUUCAUCGCCUCUGGAAGCCUGAGAUUCAGCUCCGACCGUUCCCUAGAGUGGCUAGAAUUUCUUUCCAAUCACUUUACCCUAAAGCUCAUCCAUUAG
This is a messenger RNA of Puccinia triticina, 249 nucleotides long. RefSeq lists its product as uncharacterized. NCBI's taxonomy places the organism in Eukaryota, Fungi, Basidiomycota, Pucciniomycetes, Pucciniales, Pucciniaceae. The record is from RefSeq and is a predicted model, not a curated record. Bases 1 to 249 code for a protein of 82 amino acids. The transcript has 3 exons.